UUGUUUACAAACUCUGCCUGAGCUGGCCGGGCGAGGCUGUGUGUGUGCCCUCCAGUGUUUACUUACUUUGUUUACUUUGUGGCUUUGUUUACUUUGUUGAAUCUCGUCGACUACGGGCACAGCUGAGGUGCAGAAGUCUGGGCAACUCGACAGGAUCUAACCCCCACUUUGGUGACAGAACGACAAACUUAAAACACCUGAUAGCAAGUGGCCCCACAGCCUUACUAGCCCCAUAAAACACCCAGGAGGAAGAAGUACCACUGACGGGGCUCUGGAGGCCGUGGUCCCACAGCCUAUCUAGCCCCAUUAAAUACUCCAGAAGAAGAAGAGGCGUGUCCCUGUGUGUGUGUGCGCUCCACAACACUCGUACGGGAAGACUUUGCCGCGUGGAGGUGAAGAGUGUGCCAUGUGGAGGCCCGCACGCUGGCUGCCUUGAGAAGAGGCGUCCCCCUAUGAACACCAGCUCCCUUGCCUCUUUAGAAAUCACUAGUUCUAACCAUGGCCCAGGCAGCCAAGCAGCCCCAGGGGCGUGAGGCUUUACUCAAGUCCUACAACAAGCGACUCAAGGAUGAUGUCAAGUCUAUCCUGGACAACUUCAUGGAGAUUGUGAAACUGGGAUUGGUGGAGGAUGAGAGCCAAAUUGCCCGCAUGACGCAGGUGGAGGAGAUCAACUUUCAAAUGCAAGUCCGGUCAGCCAACAUGGUGAGGGCGGCAGAGUCCUUGAUGAAGCUGGUGGCCGACGUGAAGCAGUACCUCAUCCUCAAUGACUUCCCGUCCGUCAACGAGGCCAUCUCCCACAACUCCACCAUCUUCAAGACCAAGAGUCAGGAGGCCGACCAGAAACUCAUGGCCCUGCGGGACGACAUGGCCUCUGACCUUUAUGAGCUGGAGGAGGAGUUUUAUUCUUCCAUAUAUAAAGAGAAGUAAUGCUGCCAGUGAGGAAACCGUGUGCCAGGUGCUGAUGUCCUGCUGGCAGCCAAGACUCUGCCAAGAACACCACUCGCCGCACCGUAACACACAACACAUCAGCUGCUCCAGAAGAAUAUCAGUAGUAAUAGUCACAGUGGCCCAAGGCGCAGCGUUGAGACCAGUCAGGGCCCAGAGGCCGACUUUUGGGUUAGAGUAAGAAAGGAGUAGUAAUGACUAUAGUAUUGACAUGACCCCAGUGUUUGCUCCAGUUUGGGCAUAUAAAAUGCAAGUAAAUAAUAUUAAAUAAGUUAUAGGAGAAAACUUGAUCAGUGAAAUAAGCAAUUUAGUCAUUCAUGUAUUAUUAUUCCAGUAUUGCUGACACCCCAUAUCCUAAAACAAGGAAUUUGUGAUAUACAAACUAAAAAAAAGUAUACAAAUUUUUUUUCAAAACAUUUGAAAAAUAUAAGACACUUACAAAACACAUUUAUUUCAUAAACAGAAGCAGUGGAUGGCUGCACCUCUCCUCAGGCAGUGUGGUCUAAACUUGAUGCCUUUACCUUCAUAAUCUUAAGUCCUUCACAUGUUCAGUCCUUUGUAACCAUGAAACAAGUCAGUGAUGGUCAUUCCUGUGUUCUGGCAGCUUAGCCAGAAGGUAAUCAUCUGUUCAAGUUGACUCACUUGUAAACCAACAAAGACAAUUUACAGAAUUCUUAUACAGGAAAGACAACUACCAGCACAUCAUACAAACCAAACUGUUGAUGUUGAAGUCCCUUCCCUGCACAACAAAUAGUGUCUGGGGUGUAGCCUUGAUGCUCAGUCAGGGUAGACUCUACUAACGUUGAUAAUUAUUUAACCCGUCUUGUGAAUAGAUAUUCCGGGUGUUUACAUCUGGUUAUUUAGUACUCCUGUUUGUGCAUGUUGUAGCCAACUUUGAAUUGCAUUGAAUGAUAUGAGAAAAGUUAUGAAGAUUUCAUGUAACAAUGUUAGUUGAUUUCAACACCAGUCUUUCAUAAAGUACUAUGUUAUAGUUCCUGACACCCCGUGAAUAAAAACACUGGCCUCUACGCUCUAUCGUAGAUACCUCACAUUGGCGGUGCAGCUGAAGGCUAAAUACUGGUUUGUUUUGGCAGCACUGAUGAAAGUUGAGGAUUCUGCCACAGGUCUCCCACCCUACUCAAUUGUAUAAGCUGGCGACAGUGAGAAAUAAGAUAACAUUCUUUAGUGAAAAAAAUAGCUGAAUAGGAACAUGUUUAAGGCAUUCUGCCGAGGUUCACUUUAUCAUCAGAAUUCUCUUAGACUGGUUACCUUGCCUAACUCUCUCUCUGCAGGUUCAUUGUGAUGAGAAAUUUAGCUCUGAUCUUUCAGAAUUGCAAUUCUGGCAGUAUUUGUUUGCAACUGUAGAGGGAUAGCAAUAUAGUAGUUUACCUUAAAUUCAAGUAGCUUUUUCCUAUAAUAUAUUUCUAAAAGAUAACUCACUGUGUAAAGUAGCAGUUACAAUGAGUUUCACUUCACCAUCAGGUGACAGGCAACCUGGUUCACUCCACUGCCUCUUAUCAUAUUGCACGUGUACAUUCUUGCCGGAGUAAAGAGAAAAUACCCCAUCUAAAAUCUGUUACAGAGCCCCUUUUUUAGCUUGAGCAGUGAUGGGGUUGAGGCCUGAGACAAGAGACAACCAUUUGUAGCAGUGAAAGGUUUUCUUGUGAAAUGUGUCCAAUAGCAUCAUAUUUACACAUUCUAGUAGUGUUGCUUAGUCCUCAAACUUUUCUUUCUGGAACAACUUUAUUGGAAGCUUUACCCCCAUAACCCAUUUACAAGACUCUUGACGGUACUAAGAGCUGCGUGCCUCUUGCCAUUGGGUAUUUGGUUACCUACUUGUUUUACUCUCCUAUACACAUUGAAGAACCUCGGACCCUGACCACAACAUUGUCACUGCCGCCGAGUGAUGCAUUACAUUGCAUACACAUACAAGGCAGAUUGCAACUUUCCAUUUUAUCAAAGUUCACAACCCAAGUUUAUUAAGCAUUUCAUUUGAGCUUUAUCCUGAUCAUCAUAUCAACUGCACAAUUCCUUUCAUUUCAUUUCCAUUUUACAGGCACACUAAUUUUUUCAUUCUAUCUAUGGGGAUGUAACAAGCUUGUUUGAUAAUAAUCCAAUGAGUAGAAUGGAACAGAUUUUUCAAGGCUGUGUGAAUGUUCUACUGUUGCACUUGAACAUGGAAGCCUCAGAUCCUUCAUGGGCUAAUAGAAGUUUACUUAUCAAGAAUUCUGCAUGGAAAAUUUAAUACACGGGAAGUCUGGGUUCAGUAAUCAAGGGUCUGCCCAAGUAAAAUUUAAUACAUGGGAAGUCUGGGUUCAGUAAUCAAGGGUCUGCCCUAGAAAAUUUAAUACAUGGGAAGUCUGGGUUCAGUAAUCAAGGGUCUGCCCUAGAAAAUUUAAUACAUGGGAAGUCUGGGUUCAGUAAUCAAGGGUCUGCCCUAGAAAAUUUAAUACAUGGGAAGUCUGGGUUCAGUAAUCAAGGGUCUGCCCUAGAAAAUUUAAUACAUGGGAAGUCUGGGUUCAGUAAUCAAGGGUCUGCCUAGAAAAUUUAAUACAUGGGAAGUCUGGGUUCAGUAAUCAAGGGUCUGCCCUAGAAAAUUUAAUACAUGGGAAGUCUGGGUUCAGUAAUCAAGGGUCUGCCCUAGAAAAUUUAAUACACGGGAAGUCUGGGUUCAGUAAUCAAGGGUCUGCCUUAGAAAAUUUAAUACACGGGAAGUCUGGAUUCAGUAAUCAAGGGUCUGCCCUAGAAAAUUUAAUACAUGGGAAGUCUGGGUUCAGUAAUCAAGGGUCUGCCCUAGAAAAUUUAAUACAUGGGAAGUCUGGGUUCAGUAAUGAAGGGUCUGCCAUAUACAUGAGUAGGGUUCAUCCCUCCCUCUUAUCUCACUAGUGAACUUAAAAAGGCUGCCCAGUGCUCCUGAUGCCUCGCAAUUCAUUUGCUCAAGGUUCACGAACUAUUAGUGUAAUUGAUAUACUUAUUAAUGUUUCUUUUUAUGCUUCAAAAUAAGUUCUCUCUUUAUACUUCCUUGUAGUACAUUUCCAAUAUAUUUGUUUUUCAUACUACGCAUGAAACAAUGAAUAUAGGGAAUUCAGGCACAAUAACGAACCAGUUUAAUUUUUCCUGUAGAAUUUUGAAUAAUAAGAAAUUUAUAAGUGCAAGCAUUAAGUGAAAUAAAUCCCCUUUAUAUCACAGAUUCCCUGUGUAAGAGAUCACAUCACUAGGGGCUCCAGCAUUUCAUAAUAUGUUGUGACUUAGAGCUCCAUCAGCAGCAGCAAUAAAGAGUUUUAAAGCUCCAUCAUCAGUAGAAAUCAUAGGAAUAAUUGUCAUCACCUCAUUUUCACUGCCAAGCAAGUCAAGGGGCCACAGGCUUUUAGAGUAAGAAUUAUUUAAGUCAGAAAAAUGAAGAUUAUCUUGGGAAAUGGACCACAGGACCUCCCUGCCUUUCUUCCAUAGAUCCUAGUGCACACACACACACACACACACACACACACACGUUUAAAGCAAAGUUUGACCAAUUAAAACUGGGACCACACGAGCGUAGCUCACUUCCUGUAUAUCACAACUAGGUAAAUACACACACACACCUGUAGCCAGAACUGCCUGCCAAGACCCACUGUUCACUGGACUACCAAAAGGCUGGUGUCAGUGAUGAGGCUUGAGGCCAACCCCUGAUAUCCUUUACAAAAGGAGCAAUGAGACUGCUUGCACCUGACUGUUGGUGGGGGUUGAUCAUUUUUUUAAAAUUUAUUCAUACUUUUUUUCUCAAACUGGAGCACACUUGGGGCUAUCAAGCAGGAGGGAGGAGUAUGUCACUUGCUUCUUUUGGCCAACAAGUUCUUGAUAUUGAGUCAGCAUUUGCAACCCUUUCGUUAAAAGGAAAUUUGGGAGCAACAAAGGUUACCUAAUUAAUUUCAAAAGUAAAGUGAUCUGCAUUGACCUGAUGGGCACAGCACCAGUAUGUAAGAAGAAUCUGGCCUGCACAGAGGCCAAAAUCCCAAGUGCUUGGGUCUUGAAAAUUCAGCAUUUUUAUUUAAAUUUGUCUUUUCCACAUGAAACCAACAAUACAUAGUGCUUAAUUUAGAGAAAACUAAGCAGUCGCACAACUGAAAAUGCAGCAUUAAAAUAUUUUCUAAGAUAUAAACAACAAAAAAAUGGAAGCAAUGCUUUAAUUUUUGGUUGAUUUCAGCUAAACAUAAGUUACCGUACAAAAAAUAAUAAGCUUGACUUUGAUCUUUACUUUCAGUAGUUUAUAACAUAAACUAUUCUAUGUAAUAAUUUUAUGUACAGUAAAUUUCAUUACAAAAGUUGUGUUAGACUCUAUUAAACUGGGCUGUGGGCCAAGCCAUUGCCCUACCUCUGCCUCAGGCUGCCCCCCAUUAGCCUCACAUCACCACCAGGCUCACACACUGGAGAGGCUUAUGCACCUUGUAAGGGCUCAGCUCCUUGUAUUGACAUCUUGGGUAUUUUCUUGCUCUGUAGCUUUGAGAGCAGAAUGACAGUCAUGUCAUGUCAGCAACUUAUUAAAGUUAGUAGUCCAAGGAAUCAUCAUCAUAACAUCCCCUAAUGAACAUUAAUACAAGUUGGGUAUAAAUGUCUGCGAUCAAAGGACUCUGCAUUUACACAAGAACUUAGCAUGCGUCAAAAGAUGAGAGAAACCUUGUGCAUAAUCAGUGGUAAAAGAUAGAUUUUAUUCCAAACACAGUCAACCAACAUAUUAAAAAGCUAAUAAUUUGCUAAUUGUUAUCUUACUUUUUAAUAAAUAUCUAGGCUAAUAAAAAAUAUUUCAAAUGGAUGAGAUGCUCACCUUACAAGCAAACUGAAAACUAACAAAUAAAGGCAACAGGGUCAUAGGAAUAGAAGUUUAUAUAGUUAACUUUUCCUGUGAAGCUUCACAAGCACAUCAGUCACAUAUCACACACCAUGGACAAAAAAGUAACACACGAGUUAAUUUCACCACAUCUCGGACAUAAAUGAAUCUCCCUUAAACACUACCCAAAACUGCCCAAUUCUUGGAACAAUAAUAUAUUAAUUACUUUCCCAGGAGUUUGCUAAUGGCACAAUAUUUACUCCUUUGGUUGUUGUCACCAAGGAGCUGCCACUUGUUUCACUGAUGUUGAGAUAAAACAAUUUGUAGAAAAAGAAAAAGUAGAAACGUAUCAGUUUCAUGAUAGUUGAUGGCUCAGUAUGUAAGCCACUGUGGGGUGACUGGUCCAAGUGGGUUGCAGCUGAUACUGAAAUUCAGUGAUUCUGCCUUCAAUUCUGAAAUUGCAGAUGCAUCGUCAUACUUUCUAAUGUGAUAACUGAACUUAAGGUUUCAUCAGUAUUCAUUUUUAGAGAGGCAACCAUUUAUAGGCACUAUAUAGAGAGAACUUAAGUAACAUUUGCCUUACUUCACAUCUGUUAUUUCUGCUUUUUUCUGGAAAAAAUCAUUUGUAGAACAGUACUGUUCAGGUAGUGAUAAUUCUUUCCUUGAUAACUAUCUCAGCUCAUUGUUUUACAUAAUUAUUCAGCAAUCACUAUGUUUAGUGCUCUUGUCUAAUAAAUAUAAAAUGUGAAUAUUUAAUAUGGUCAUCAUAUUACUUGUAUAUAUUAAUUUACAUGCUUUAUAUAUUAUCAUUGGUAACCCACUUCUUACAAAGGAAGAAGGAAUUGUUGAAAGUCUUUGUGGUCAGCAUUUCUAAUAUAUGUUUUAUAGGUGCAUGCACAGGACUUUUAAAAUUAUGCAAUGUUACAUUCCUCUUAAGGUUCUUACAAAUAUAAUAUUAAUAGCAGUGUUUUUUCACAGAGAAUGUGGAGUAAGGAACACCUGGACCAGUCACAGAGCAGCUCGGCACGGGAUGGGAGGUGGCCACAGUGUAGCAUGAAGUGUAAGCAACAGAGAUUCAAACUAUGGUGAUCCCACAUAGCAGGACACCAACACAGUGCCUGACAGAUAAAUAAAAAGGCACACCAUCAGAACAAACAUUUAAAUGUUAUUUUAAAUACAACUAAAAAAAAAAAGUCCCAAAUGCUGGACAUAAGAAUGAAAGACUUAACCUUUAUACAUUAUUACACCCAAACCUGGACACAAUCCAGAACCUGCAGGUGUGUGAGCCUCACUAGGCAGCUUGUGAUGCUGCUCAGGUGGUGAUACCCAGCUGCCAGUGGGGAGGGAAAGAAUGGGAAGGAGAGCCCAGCCUUCAGAACAAGCAGAAUCAGACAACCCACACCAACUGCACCAUCAUGUGCCUAUGAAGAUUAUUUACACAUCUGGCCAAGAAUGCUGGAGCUCUGCACAUGUACACACACCUGUAUGUGAGACAAAUAAAGGCCAACACCUAA
Eriocheir sinensis (Chinese mitten crab) is the source of this 7263-nucleotide messenger RNA. It is a transcript of the gene MED22, whose product is annotated as mediator of RNA polymerase II transcription subunit 22-like. The transcript has 5 exons. The record is from RefSeq and is a predicted model, not a curated record. Gene Ontology annotation, biological process: regulation of transcription by RNA polymerase II. Gene Ontology annotation, molecular function: transcription coregulator activity. NCBI's taxonomy places the organism in Eukaryota, Metazoa, Arthropoda, Malacostraca, Decapoda, Varunidae. Gene Ontology annotation, cellular component: mediator complex. Bases 499 to 927 code for a protein of 142 amino acids.